This is a messenger RNA of Lonchura striata (white-rumped munia), 6046 nucleotides long. It is a transcript of the gene UBN1, whose product is annotated as ubinuclein 1. Gene Ontology annotation, cellular component: nucleus. The record is from RefSeq and is a predicted model, not a curated record. NCBI's taxonomy places the organism in Eukaryota, Metazoa, Chordata, Aves, Passeriformes, Estrildidae. Gene Ontology annotation, biological process: chromatin organization.
CGGCGCGAGGGCAGUACCGCCCACGUGACGCGGGCGCGGGCCCGGAGCGGGCCCGGAGCGGCGGCGGCUCCGUCCCGUCCCGUCCCGUCCCGCCGGCGCAAGCGCUCGCAGCGCGGCCCUUUGUCGCUUGCCGGGAAAGCUCCAAAAGCAAAGCACUUGUUCCGCUGUCAGUGUCCUCGGUGAUCCGUGGUGAAACCCAGCGGCGCGGCCCGCCAGACCUUUCCUGCUGCAAUGGGAACGAUGCCGUGAGGGCUGGCAGGGCUGGGCCAUAGCCAUGACAGAGCCCCACCGGGUGUCGUUCACCACUCUGCACGGGCCCCUGAGCAGCAGCUUCCUCAAGAGGUCUCGCAAGGACGAGGCGGAGCAGCCCCCGGAGGCGGAGCCGGCGGCCACGGCCGUGCGCAUCACCCUGACCCUCUUCGAGCCCGACCACAAACGCUGUCCUGAGUUCUUCUACCCAGAUCUCCUCAAGAGCUGUCGGGGGAAAGUAAAAGGAGGUUCUUCAGGUGACAAGAAGAAAGACCCAGCUGAUCCCUUCAAUGAUGAGGAAAAGGAAAGGCAUAAAGUGGAAGCUCUUGCUAGGAAGUUCGAAGAAAAAUAUGGUGCCAAGAGGCGCAGGAAGGACCGGAUUCAGGAUUUGAUUGAUAUGGGGUAUGGCUAUGAUGAGUCCGACUCCUUCAUCGACAACUCGGAAGCUUACGAUGAGCUGGUUCCUGCCUCUCUCACUACCAAGUACGGAGGGUUUUACAUCAACUCGGGAACGCUGCAGUUCCGGCAGGCCUCUGAGUCUGAGGAUGACUAUGUCAAAGAGAAGAAGAAGAAGUGUCCCAAGAAGCGGAAGUUGAAAGAUGGGAGUGAAAAAAUAAAGAAGAAGAAGAAGGAUGAUUCUUAUGACAAGGAAAAGAAGUCGAAGAAGUCCAAGUUUCCAAAAGCUGGCUUCACAGCAUUAAAUGCAAGUAAGGAGAAGAAGAAGAAGAAAUACUCUGGAGCUCUCAGUGUCAAGGAGAUGCUGAAGAAGUUCCAGAAGGAGAAGGAUGCUCAGAAGAAAAAAGAUGAGGAGCAGAAAGUGGUGACUCCUUCCCCAGCGGACCCUGCAGCCCCAAGGGAGGCAGAGGCCAUGGCUGACCCUCUGCUGUCCCUCUUUGGCCACGCCAGUGACAGUGACCUGCUCCAGGCAGCCACAGCCAUGGACUCCCUGAGCGAGCUGGACCUGGAGCGGCUCCUCAGCGAGUCCCCGGAUGGCAGCCCCUUCCCUGAGGUGGAGGAUGGCAGCGACCCUGGCUUGGAGCAGGAGUUCAAGCAGCCACCAUCCCUCCCAGAAGGGCUGCCAGCCCCCCUGGAGAAAAGGAUCAAGGAACUGGCUCAGGCUGCCAGAGCUGCUGAGGGAGAAGGCAAGCAGAGAUUCUUCACUCAGGACAUCAACAACAUCAUACUGGACAUCGAGCUGCAGACGCGGGAGCUCAGCAGCCAGGUCCGCUCGGGGGUCUACGCCCACCUGGCCGCCUUCUUCCCCUGCAGCAAGGACACGCUGCUGAAGCGGGCCCGCAGGCUCUACCUCUACGAGCAGGGUGGCCGGCUGAAGGAGCCUCUGCAGAAGCUGAGGGAAGCCAUUGGAAGGGCCAUGCCAGAGCAGGUGGCCAAGUACCAGGAGGAAUGCCAAGCCCAUACUCAGGCCAGGUUUGCCAAGAUGCUGGAAGAGGAAAAAGACAAAGAACAGCGAGUUUGUUCUGAUGAUGAUGAGGAUGAAGAAAAGGGAGGGAAGCGUGUCGCGGGCCCACGGAAGAAAUUCCAGUGGAAUGAUGAAAUCAGGGAGCUGCUUUGCCACUUGGUGAAGAUUAAAUUGGAUGGUUAUGACCUUGACAAGAAUAAGGCUCAGUCUCUAGAGGAUUAUGUGAAGACCUUCCUAGAAGGAGAGGUGAAGCCCCUUUGGCCAAAAGGCUGGAUGCAGGCCAGGACACUGUUUAAGGAGAGCAGGCGUGUACAUGGACACCUCACAUCAGUCCUGGCAAAGAAGAAAGUGAUAGCUCCUACCAAGGUGAAAGUGAAGGACUCUUCCUGCAAGCCAGAGAGGAAGCUGUCGGUGUCUGUCCUUUCCCUGCACUCGAGCAGCACCUUGGCCAUGUCCUCAGAGCCCCAGGGAGGAGCCUUGGGCAUCAGUGCCCAGACCAGGGAACUCUUGUCCCUGGGGACAGCCCAAGCUGCCAGCAGCACUGCCACUCCUGCCACCUUCAAGGAUGACUCCUUGGAUGAGGACUUGAUUCACAACCCCACCUCCUCCCUGGAAGCAGUGUCCAAGGAACUGGCUGUGCUGAACAGCAGGGCAGCAGGGAGCCCUGACUUUACUCUUCCUGCAGCUCCAAAAGCUCCAGCAGAGAAGAUCCCAACUCUUGCAUCCUCAGAGGAGAAGAGGACAUUUCCAAAGCCCAACCCUUCCCCUACAUCAUCCUCUGGUUCCCUCCAGUCUCCUCUAAACUUCCUAGCUGAGCAGGCCCUGGCGUUGGGCCAGUCUUCUCAAGACAAGAAGACAGAGAACUCUAAUUACAAAGAGCAUUCCUGCCAAGCCUCCCCCAGCAAAAUCCUUCCUGACGCCCACCAGGCUAAACAGAAGCACCACAGCCUGGUCAGGCCAGGCCACGGGCCCCCAGCCUCGGCGCCGGUGCCGGGCUCUCAGGUGAAGGUGUUCCACCCUGGGGCUCAGCUCCAGAAAACCUUCACCUCCCCAGCUCCCUUUGUCAAACUGCAGAAUCCCAAGUCCUCCACCCCUCUGCCCCAGCGCUCCCUCCUCCAGCAGGUCAAGUCAUCAACCAAAGCUCAGAGCUUCCAUUCCUCCACGUCCCCAAGCAGCGCCCAAAACUCCAGCAGCUCCCACAAGAGCCAAGGCUUGUCCUCAUCAUCUCUCAGCUACGCCGGGAAGCACUCGGGUGGCUCCGGCUCUUCAGGACAAUCUUACAAAUCGCCUUUCGUCGCUGGGUCCCUCUCCAAGCAUGGGGCUUCUUCCAGCAGCUCCUCUGGAGCUCCUGCCAGCCAGGGCAGCUCCUCUGGGGCUCUGCUCCCCAGCGUUCCGGCCCCUUCCCCGGGUUCGGCCUCCGGCCGCCCGGCCUCGGGCUCCUCGGUGAAGAAACCUCCCGUUCCCCAGAAGCUGACCCUGGUGGCACCUCCCGGGGGCUCCAACGGAGAUUCCAGCGGAGGCACCCAGGGGGUGGCCAAGUUGCUGACCUCGUCCCUAAAGCCAGCUGUGGUCAGCAGCACCGCAGCCUCUACCUCUGUGCCGAAAGGAACUAGUGGAGCUGUGCUGCUAACAACCUCUUCCUCCUUAAGUGUACUGGCUCCAUCCUACAAGUCCAACAACCCAAAGCUGCCAGCUGCCCUGAGCUCCACCCCGUUAGGUAUUAUCUCUCCUAUUCAUUCUUUCCCUCUCCAUGUCAUCUCCUUCAGUUCCGACUCCUCCCCAAAAGCAGGAGUUUCCAAGGAUGCAAUAGUUACGGGACCUGCUCCGGGAACUUUCCACCACGGCCUCGGGCACAGUCUUCUGGCUGGUUUGCACUCCAGCCCCCACCACGCAGCGCCACUCCCACACUCUGCCCUGUCCACUCAUUUACCACAGAGUUUGCCAGAUGCUUCUCAGCUUCACGGCAAAGGGUCCAAUGCUCAGCAGCGCAAGUUGUGACGCCUGCAAGGAGGGGAGCUCCAGCACCCAUAGGAUAAAACCCAGAGGAACAGGUCAUGGACUUUGGAUACCAGCUGUGUCUUUUGAUUUCUUUUUUUUUUUUCCUAUUUCUUAUUUUUUUAUGACAACUGGAGAGACUGAACUGCAACAAGGAACUCAUUGGGGUGUCUGCUCAGAGGCUUUCAGAGCUGAGCCUCACACAUGGGGCCACCUGGAGCCAUGCCCUGAUGAGAGGAGCCUUUUGUAGCACUGUUUAUUGCUGCUGCCCUUCCUGCAUUCCCUGGCACUGGCAGGAGCUGGAACUCACAGGGAGGCUCGGGUGGUCCUGCAGUGGAUUCCCACCCACCUGUGUCUGUAGCUGCCAAGUACCUCCAAGUCCAGUUACCUCCUUGGUCUCCCCGUGGAGGGUAUGAAAGGUGCUUCUUUCUUCUGCUUUGGAUUUACUUGGAUAAUUCUAGCAUUGCCAGUGCUUUCUCAAAGACAUUUGAGUAACUUUCCAAUUGUACUAUAAAACUGUGCUACACUUAAUUGGAGGAUUUAGCAUUUCCUGUGUGGUGAAUCUGAGGAACCACCUGAUGUUCCCCUCUGGAGGAGAAGGAAGACUCUAGAGACUAAAGACAUUUUUAGAUGCAGUCAUUGACUUUUAGAAUUCUACUUCUUUUGAGUUUUUGGAUUUUUUUCCCUCCAAAGGGAUGCUUUUUUCCUGCUCAGUUUUAUCCUCAUUGCCAUCGAAUGCAUUGGAUUGAAUGGGAUACUUCUUAGCAUGUCACAUGGAUCGGAAGACAUAAUUCCAGUGCCUUUUAUGGUGGAGCAAGAAUGGACUAGUGACACACAUUUCAGCCCUAUUUUGUGUGCUCCUCAACCCUUUUUUAAUCAUUCUGUAUUUAAAAUGUAUUCUGGUUUAUUUAAUAGAGCUUUUUAUGGUUGCACAUCAGAAAAAACAAAACAAAACAAAACAAAAAAAAAAAACCAACAAAGCUGCACUGUCUGGACUUCAGUGGUGACCUGGUGACUGAGCACAGCCCCAAAUCCAGCAGGAGCACCAGUUCUCAUCCCAGUAUGUGCAGGCGGGUUCCAGGCCCUCCCCUAAAGCCAUUCUUUCCUAGGGUUGUGAGUUAGGAUCAAUCUGGUGGGCAGAGGGAAUGAGCGAGAUGAACCAAGGUCACGACCUGUCAAAUGAAUUCCAGAGAAAAACACUGCUCUCCUCAAUCCUACACCAGGAUCAUGUGCUCAGCACAGCCGCAGGUACAGGAACCAUCUGCAGUCAGGGGGUGUCUUUUCUUAUUCAUUUUUUUAACUUUAGAGCUAAAUACUCCCCCUGUGCACCCCCUUUCAGGCUAAGGCAGGCUGAGGCUCCACCUGAGCUUUCUGAGGUUUGGUUUCCUGCUCUGCCCUGUCUGUCUUCUCUCAGGCCCCCACAGCCACAUCCCAGUUGUGUAGGGGUAGUGCUGAUCCAUGUAGAAUUUACUGGUAUUCCAAGGAAAAGCUUGUAGCUUCCUCCUUGAGCUUUGGGGAAGCAUGCUGACCCCAGGAUAUCAGCAAAUGUCUGCUUUAGUUUCCUCUGGUUUUUAUUAGGAUCGGAGAAAGAACUUGUUUUCAAUUUGAGCUGAUACAUAACUGCCCAGGAUCAGUGAGUUGAUUGUAUUUCAAAUUAAUGGAACAGCUCAGAUUUCAAGUCUGUUGACAGAAAAUACCUAGGCUGUAGCAGAAGAGCCAAAGACAGAACUCGUGUGGGUAAAAGGAAGCACAGAUUUCUUGGUGGACUCUGAGCAGUGGAUGUCGCGUGGUUCCUGUUGAAGGUCUCAUCCUGAGGGGUGCUUGGCACCUUCACCUUCCCCUGGGAGCCAAAAGCUUGGGACACCUGGCAGGACAGGGGCUCUCAGUGAGUGACUCGAGGUACUGGUUCUCUUCCCUCUCUUUGCUUUCACUUGAAUGCUUCUGCUGGGAAGCCCCCGGUGCGCGGCCGGAGCAGAAUGCCCUCCUCCUAGGAAUUCAGCGAAGCCUCUUGCCUCAGGGAAAUGUUUAUGUGGUGGAAAUUCUGUGGGAUAUUUUUUCUUUACAUGCUAUAAUGAAUGAGUGAGUGGUGUGGAGCAGAGUGGCAGCAAGGCAGGCCCAUGCAGAGCAGCUGAUGGGAAGCCAGGCUGGCACUUCUGCCUUGGUGAGGCAACUUGCAGCGCUUCCAGGAUGGAAUGGGGAGGGAUAGGCUCCCUUGGCACUUACCUGGGGAUAGCAGUUCCUUUUGGGUGUAAGAGCUGCAGUUUACUAUUCUAUUUUUUUUAUGUGUGUUGGCACUGUCUUGCUUAAGAUGGUGGGGGUGGUAUGAAAAAUGUUAAUCUUGUACAGAACAACUCAAUAAAUUGUUUCAAACUUUCCAAAACA